This is a messenger RNA of Polistes dominula (European paper wasp), 2006 nucleotides long. Its product is annotated as voltage-dependent anion-selective channel. Lineage: Eukaryota; Metazoa; Arthropoda; Insecta; Hymenoptera; Vespidae. Gene Ontology annotation, molecular function: voltage-gated monoatomic anion channel activity. Gene Ontology annotation, biological process: monoatomic anion transmembrane transport. The record is from RefSeq and is a predicted model, not a curated record. Gene Ontology annotation, cellular component: mitochondrial outer membrane.
UGGCUGCAAAAAUGACAGAACAGACGGAAAUGAAUUUGACUAUUCAAAAGAAUUGUGUGAAGAAUAUUGUUGAGUGUUCUGUUCUGUUUGCGUUCCGAAGCUUCGAACAAUACUACUGGCAAACUUUCAAACCUAGAUUAAGGUCAUAGCGAAUCCCUGAUGCGACUAAUACUAUUCGCUAAUUGAAUUAGAUUUCUCUCUCUCUCUCUCUCUUUCUCAAAAAUUAGUCAGCUGAUUUCUCUUAACCCUCUAUAGUCUCGUACGAUUUUGCAAAGCUAGUCGAUUAUUGAUCGAUUAUUGAUCGAUUAUUGAUCGAUUUAAUCGAAAAAUGUCAUUGUUCGGUGAUCUGUCAUUAGUGUCUCCAAGAUAGUGGAAAAUUCUUAUGAAAAGAGAUUUUUGUGAGUCAUUUAAAAAGUUUGGCAAGAAGAGCCGGCAAUGUUACUCUUUAUGAACGCAAAGAUCCUCUUCCUAUCGUUCGUUCGAUCUCAAUCCAAUCAAUUGAAAAUUACAAUCACAACGACAAGAAAGUCAACGUGAUUUUUUACGUUGGCCAAUAUUAGACCGAUAACUUAUCUAAUCUAUCCAUAUAAUUGUUAGAAUAACACUUUUCCCAUUUUUACCCCCCCCUCCCCUCCCCUCCCUCAAAGUUAUUAUUAUUUGUCGUCAUCCUUUGAUCCUUUAAUCAUUCUAAUCAUUAUCGGCAUGGAAGUACCUAAUUUCUCGGAUCUCGGUAAAAGUGCACAAGAUGUCUUUAAGACAGGUUAUUACUAUGGCAAAGGUCUUUUUAAAUUAAACGUCAAGUCGAAGAAAACUGGUAUAUUUGAAAUGACCAGUGACUUGUUUAUAAAUGCUGAUACUUUGAAGUUGAAUGGUCUCUUGGAAACUAAAUACAAUACUGAAAACUAUGGAAAUAUCGUGCAAAAAUGGACGUCCGACGGAACGGCUUUUUUAGGCUGUGAAAUGACUGGGAAACUUCUCGAUGGUCUUACCCUGUUAUCCGAGUUCUUUUACAAUCCACAAACUACAUUUAAGGGCAUGAAACUCGACACGAAGUACGUCAACGAUAGGGUCAAUGGAAUUUGCACGUUAGCCAACGACAAUUUCGAUCCACAUUUGAACGUUUACGGUGCAAUUGUCAUGAGGUUUAAAGAGAUCUUCGUGGGUUACCAAUGUGGUUAUAAGACGGCUACCAAAAAGCUCACGAAGAACGACUUAGGAUUCGCUUUCAGCUACCGAGAUUUGGCGUUCCAUUUGAGAUGCACUUUGAUACCAAAUGAGUUUGGUUGUUCUGUUUUGUAUAAAGUUAAUUCAGAUUGGGAUAUCGCAUUGAAUGGAAUAUCGGCGAAAAGCGGAAGAAGACACGAAUGGAUGCUUGGACUAGCAGCGAAAUACAAAUUAGACGAAGAUUCGAUCCUACGGUUCAAGAUGAACAGCGCUAUGCAAUUGGGUACGAGCUUGCAACUAAAGUUGAACGAGAAUGCGACGGUCGCCUUUUCCUUUUGUUUCGAUUGUACGAAUAUUAACAGGGGAAAUCACAAAGUUGGCAUGGGCUUCUACAUAGAAGCUUGAAGAUGAGAACGUUAUUCGAUAUAUUUCAGAUAUGAUAUUAUUUUCAUAAUCAUAAUCAAUCGUUACAACUUACGAAUUUUCGCGUCAUUUCUUUUGCCGUCUGAUAACAACAUAUUUAUUUGUAAUGAUACAAUAAUAUAUAUUUUGUUUUUUAAUUAAUAAAACUGAAUUGAACGCGUUUUCAAGCGACGUUGUCUAUUAUGAAAAAUCAUUUGUUAACAUGCCUAUGAUUAUUGCUACAUUUUAGCUGUUUAUGCAUCAAUUAAUAAAGAAGGAUAAUAUGAAAAGCGAUUUCCUAUCUCGUUCGUAAUAUUUUCAGAUAACAAUAAAUGAAAAAAUAAACGUCGUCAUUGUACUUAUUUAUUUUCACAUUUUGAUGCGAUUUUAAACGUGGGAUUUUAUCAAAUCUAUUUAUAUAUAUUGUUUUUUCUGUCUUU